GAACUUUGGUGAAAGUGAAAGUGUCUUUAGAAGAGACAAACGGUCAUUUAAACCAUAAAGCCUAAAGAUGAGCGACGAUGGCUUGUGUGAGAAGUUUGCGUCAAUGAUCUCCAGGAAAAGAAGAUCAGAUGAAGACAUUGCUGCUCUGUCUGGUUUAACACACAAGUUUUCUAAAGUAAUGCAAACCUUCUCUCAUGAGGAUCUCCUCAAGAUCACUGAGUUCUACAAGCCCUACCUGGCUUAUGUGAUUGACUAUGACAUCACGAGUAUCCUGCAGAACCUGGCCACCAAGAACAUCCUCACUAACGAUGAGGCCAAGAGAUUCAAAGCCAAGGAAAAGUCUGAGGGGCGAGCAGGUGUGGAGUCCUUCAUCAGUGACAUAAUGAAGAUGGACAGUGUGGUACUGGUGAGCCUGUGGGAGGCGCUGGCUGAAGAACUUGUGAGAUUUCCUUCACCGAACAUGACAAGAAUACUGAAGGAGAUGACAGAGGGUGGACCAGACCUCUUGAUGAACAUUCAGGCCAGUCUCCAGCCCACUCCCAUUGACGCUCGUAUUAAAGGUCUCCAUGAGACACACAGAGGUGGUGUGUCUGAAUCUACAAGAAAUUUGGAGGAUCAGGAUUCUCCUGGAGAUCCACACACCAGAGCUGUGAUCUUUGAGACUCGAUACACAGAGCUGAUGGUCAUUGGUCAGUACAGGAGAACCUACAGUGAGAGGCACCAUGAACUUGAGAAGAUGGGGAAAACUCAUGCAAAGCUAAUAGAGGAGCGGACAAAAGAGAAAUGUGAGCGAAUCUGGACAGAGCAGCUUUUUAGGAGGAGUCCUGGAAGUGAGAUUUUCCCCAGCAUUAUAGUGGUCAAUGGGGUGGCUGGAAUUGGGAAGACCACCAUGGUCCAGAAGAUCAUGUUUGACUGGGCCAGAGGCACUCAGUACCAGAGGUUUGCAUUUGUGUUCCUGUUUAAGUUCAGGGAGCUCAACCUACUAGACACAGAGACGGAACCACAGAUGCCCCUGACAAGGCUGAUUGUAAGGCACUAUAAAUAUCUCAAUGACCCAAAGUUGAGAGAAAUCCUGCAGAAACCCGAAUCUCUCCUCUUUAUAUUUGAUGGACUGGAUGAGUACAAACACAAACUGGACUUUACACAGGAGAGGCUCUGCUCAAACCCAGAUGAUUACUUCCCUGUCCACACCCUGGUCACCAGCCUGGUCAGAAGGACAUUACUGAAGGGCUGUACAGUCCUGAUAACAACCAGACCAACAGCCCUGGAGACCCUGGACAUGGAGAGAGUCGAUCGAUUUGCAGAGAUCCUGGGGUUCUUCCCUGAACAAAGGCUGAUGUACUUUAAAAAGUUCUUUGGUGAUGCUGAUCAGGGCUCUGAGGCUUUUCAGUAUGUGGAGGAGAACACCAUCCUGUACACCAUGUGCUUCAACCCCUCAUACUGCUCGAUUUUCUGCUCUGUGCUGAAGAGACACUUCAUGACACCUGAAGAAGACCGAGGAGCUGCCCCCAGAACUGUCACCGAGCUCUUUGUGAUGUUCCUUCACAACAUCCUCACCAAUCACAAGCGAGAAGCCAAAGACCAGCGAGAGAUUCUGGUCAAACUUGGAAAGAUGGCUUAUUAUGGGGUGGUGAACAGGACUCUUGUGUUUUAUGACAAGUUUGAGAUGUCUACUUUUGGUCUCCAGCCAGUUUUGCCCUCUCCAUUUCUCUCAGGGUUCCUCAAAGAAAUCCUUCAGAGGGAAAGCACUCUGGAGCACACGACGUACACAUUCUACCACCUCACCCUGCAGGAGUUCAUAGCUGCCUGCUCCUUCUAUCUUGAUCCAUCAGGGGGUAUUGAGGAGGUCCUUGAGAAGCUGGAGUCGUGUAAAGAUGGCCGGUUUGAGAUUCUCAUUCGAUUCAUGGCAGGACUGGCCAGAUAUUCUGUGUUUAAAACACUGGGGGGAGUCAUGGGGGAGUUUAAGAUGAAGACAGCAAAGCGAAUACUGGAGUGGGUGAAGAAGAAAGCUGAAGAGGCACUACAUGGACGAGAUAACAGUGAAGCUCUGCGAGUGUGUCAGUGGCUCUAUGAGACUCAGAAUAAGAAAUUAAUCAGAGAUGCCAUUGGGAAGGAUUUAAAGAUGAGCUUUAGUGGGACGACUUUAUCUCCUCUGGACUGUGCUGUGCUGGGCUCUGUCAUCAGCUGCUGUGGAGAACUUGAGGAGCUCAACCUGUCAAUGACACCACUGACCUUAGAGUGCAUCAGGAGACUGGCGCUGGGGCUCAUCUGCUGCAGACGUGUCAACCUGUCUGAAUGUCGUCUCACAUCCAGAUGUUCCUUAGCUCUCUCCUCAGCUCUUACUGCUCCACAAUCACAACUGACUGAACUGGACGUGAGCAAAAACAACAUGAAGGAUUCAGGAGUGGAUCAGCUCUGUGAGGGGCUGAGGAGUGAAAACUGCAAAUUAGAGAAACUGGAACUGUAUCAAUGUUAUCUCACCUCCAGAUGUUGCUCAGCUCUCUCCUCAGCUCUUUCUGCUCCACACUCACGGCUGACUGAACUGAACCUGAUUGGCAACAACAUGGAGGAUUCAGGAGUGGAUCAGCUGUGUGAGGGGCUGAGGAGUGAAAACUGCAAAUUAGAGAAACUGAACCUGUCUCGUUGUGGUCUCACCUCCAGAUGUUGCUCAGCUCUCUCCUCAGCUCUUUAUUCUCCACACUCACAACUGACUGAACUGAACCUGAGUGACAGCAACAUGGAGGAUUCAGGAGUGGAUCAGCUGUGUGAGGGGCUGAGGAGUGAAAACUGCAAAUUAGAGAAACUGAGCCUAUGGUCAUGUCGUCUCACCUCCAGAUGUUGUUCAGCUCUCUCCUCAGCUCUUUCUGCUCCACACUCACGACUGACUGAACUGAACCUGAGAGAAAACAACAUGGAGGAUUCAGGAGUGGAUCAGCUGUGUGAGGGUCUGAGGAGUGGAAACUGCAAAUUAGAGGAACUGGACCUGACUCAAUGUGGUCUCACCUCCAGAUGUUGCUCAGCUCUCUUCUCAGCAGUUUCUGCUCCACACUCACGACUGACUAAACUGAACCUGAGCGACAACAACAUGGAGGAUUCAGGAGUGGAUCAGCUGUGUGAGGGGCUGAGGAGUGGAAACUUCAAAUUAGAGGAACUGAGCCUGUAUCGUUGUCGUCUCACCUCCAGAUGUUGCUCAGCUCUCUCCUCAGCUCUUUCUUCUCCACACUCACGACUGACUAAACUGAACCUGAGCAGCAACAACAUGGAGGACUCAGGAGUGGAUCAGCUGUGUGAGGGGCUGAGGAGUGGAAACUGCAAAUUAGAGAAACUGAGCCUGAACUCAUGCGGUCUCACCUCCAGAUGUUCCUCAUCUCUCUCCUCAGUCCUAUCUUCUCCAAACUCACAGCUGACUGAACUGACCCUGAGCUACAACAGACUAGGAGAUUCAGGAGCUCGUCAGCUGUGUGAGGGUCUGCGGACCCCAAACUGUAAAUUAAAGACACUGAAGCUGUGGCCUAAUGAGAUCAGUAAGAGUGAGAAGAAAAACCUGAGGUCACUACAGGAGGAGCUGAACAGGACUGGACGGCAGGUGAAUAUCUACACAGGAGAAUACUGAACAUGUUGAUCAACUGACCCCAGUGACAGUGCCCCUCGUCCACUCUCUCUGAAUUCUUCUCUUUAUUCUUUUAUAAUCUCCUCAGCUCUCCUACACAUUUAAUUCUUCUCACCCUCUGUGCUUCUUCUUUAAACUCACUUGUGCUUCUCCAUCCUGUCACCCUGAACUUGUCACUAAACUCCACAAGUUCAAACCAGCCAGAGUACCACAGUGGGAAUUGUCAUCUGAAUCCAGCGGGGGUCACAAAGCCCACCGAGGGGAGAAGCAGGAGCAAACACGGGUGGACAGUCCAGUUGUAGGGUGAUGGAGAGUGAGGCUAAUCCUGGCAUUGGUGACAAAUUCUGGACAGGCACCAGGCCAUCACAGGUCAAGCUGAUGGUCCUCUGAGCUGAAACCUCAUAAACCCACUGCUCCUCAACAUCAUGUGGUGUUGUUUGAACCCGUGUCUGCUCCACUCCUUGUCCAAUUGUCCAUUUAUAUACAAUUCAUGUCAUCUUCUGUUUGUGACUGAAAAGACACGACCAUGUGCUGAUUUGGACUUCUGUGACACUUUAACACACACAAGGCUCAGGUCUCUUUGUCUUCUUUGUCACUCCCUCAUUGUCACCUCGCUGUCACCUCCACUCAUGUCAUCUUUAGAGAGCAGUGGCCUGAACAAGUGAACCACUUUAAAAGAAAUGAGAACAAAUCGACAAGACGAGGAGAACUCAGGCCUGCUGGUGAAGAAAGUGUGAGGGACUGUAGGCCCACCCAGGGUUGAAUCUCAUGUAUUGAACCCAAUGUUGACCUUGAACUGGACUGAGUGGGUUCAGAAAAUGGAGGGAUGGAGGACACAAAACACAUAAUAAGAAAUAAGAGUGGAACUGGGAUUAGAGUCCAGUUGCUGUGGGCCUGGAUGAUGGAGCGUGAGACCUUAGCUUGAAGGUGGGCAUCUCCUGGAAAGCUGGACAAAGAGCACAGUUUGGAUCGAUGGACUUUGAGUGUGGCAGAGGAGAAAAUACAGAGAGUCAAACAAUGGUGCAUGAAGAAGAACUACAAAGAGAAAGAUGGUUAGAGAGACUGGAGAGAUAGGGGACAGAUGGGGACAGAAGGGGAGAGUCAAAUAGGACAGAGGGGGACAAUAAAUGGAGGAGAGAAGGAAGAGGCCAUUUUAAAAUGAAACAAAGGAAAAGCUGAGUCACAUCCGAAUGGAGCAAAGAAUUUUUCUUUCCAAGGUCAGCGGCCUUGAAGGAGACAUGAUGGCCAUCUGCACCCACUUCUGUGGUGAGAAGGUUGAAGAUUUUUGUGGACAAGAAGACUCUGCUCUGCCUCAGUUGUGGUUCAAGCAAAUCCAUGACAUUUAAUAGCCAUUGAAGGUUAUGCAGUAAAAAGAUCCAAAUAAAGACCGCAGUCGCAGAGAUGGGAAUAUGUGGUGCAUUCUGCAUCAUGGGGUAUACCAGCCCAAGAAACACAAGGUGUAUGUGGUAUUCGAUUGUGCAGCUUCUUUUCAAAGGACCACACUAAAUGAGCAGAUUCUUCAGAGGCCAGACCUUACUAGCACACUGAUUGGUGUCAUUAUGAGGGUCCGUCAAGAAUCUGUGGCAUUAAUGGCUGAUGUGGAAGCCAUGUUCCUCCAGGUUAGUGUUCCUUCAGAGGAUGCUGAUUUACUCCAAUUCUUAUGGUGGCCAGAUAGUUACAUUAAAGGAAUGCAAGUUCCAUUGUUUGGUGCCACCUCCUCACCAAGCUGUGCUAGUUAUGCUCUCAGACAAUGUGCCGAGGACAGCAGGCAUUUAUUUGAUGCUACAUUAAAGUGUUGAAGCAGAUCAGGCAGCUCGGGCACCCUCAGCCCAAAAGAAGGCACUCGGAGUCUCAGGACAGGCAGCAGAAUCAGACUUUAUUGUACGGCGCACAUACAAACUCAGCUCAGAUGACUUGAGACCUGAGCAUUCUGUGAGCUUCAGAUUUAUUACAGUUCUCAUCACAAAAUAUCUCCCGUUCACACAGAUUCCCAUCAUCUGCUUUCCAGGGUUUCUCAUGAUGAUGACCUCGCUCAGCACCUUUUCUUAUAACAAUCACCAGAUGUUGUCGACUUUCUCAUAACAAUAUCCUGCCGUCAUAAACUUUCUCGUAACAAUUUACCCUUCACUAUCUGUUUCUUCAUUAAAAUCCCUUUGGCUCAUAAGACGUAUUUACCUCUUUGAGGUGAGCGUCACCUGAUCACUCCUCCCUAAUCCUGAGCUGUUAAAGAUUGAUGGCUUUUAGUUAAUUAGUUCUCACCACUCACUCCAUAGAACCCACCUGUGUAAACUGGACUGCUUAAUUAAUAACUCAGUUAAUGUUUACUCAUUGCACUAGCAUCUCUUAUGGCUGACAUAAUGGAUAGCCAUGCCAGUUAGGUGGCAGUGCGCAGCUUCACUGGUAAGGACUACGCUGUGGACAGCUUGGCGUGGUGCCUCUUGACUACUUGAAAUAAAAGCACAGGCCCAUAACAAUUAAUGCUUACAUAGUUUAAAACUGGUUUAGUAUACACUUCUGUAACUUUAUUAUUAUUCAUAAAGAGGCACAAACAUAUAAACUUAAAUGCUUCUUUAACCUACAUAUAUAUAUGAGUGUUGUAGUGAAACAGGACUAACUUUAAAAAUCAAACAGGUAUCGCUAGCUAAGCGGAGGUAAGGUACACUCGUAAACGUGACCAGAGGAAGAGAGAUUUGAACAGAGGCUGGUGUGUGAGUGAGGAGGGCCCCGCCUGGCUCCCCACUGCUGACGUCACGUAUCCCCCCACCGUCGACCCACAGCCUCAGUCUCAGAUUAGCAGAAUAUAUUCCUCCUACACGUGAACUAUGAUUCUUAGCGCCAUGAGGCAAGUCACAAAAUUAACAAGAAUGUUCAAGCAAAUUGUAGAAAAAAGCCCGAUCUAAAUCUGUUAAGUAGUUCUCUCGUUCGCUAGCUAAGCGGAGGUAAGGUAAGCUCAGAGGCUGGCACGUGAGUGAGGAGGGCCCCGCAUCUCUCCUCUCGGAUUUGCACAAAUAAAUCGGUACAGCAAGUGAACUGUGAUACUUAGUGCAAUGAGAGAUGUCAAAAAAUCAACAGGAAUGUUGAAGCAAAUUUUAGAAAAAAACCUGAUCUAAAUUCGUUAAGUAGUUCUCUCGUGAAGAGUGGACGGACAUACAGACAGACGAUGGAUUUUAUGUAUUGUGCAAAAGCGCUCUCUUGGCGUCAACCCGACACAGACUGAAAUGGAGGCACAUAUUAAAAUGAACAGAAAGAUUUUAUGUUUGUCUUCCUCGUGUCCCACAGGCCCUACAGAGUCCCCAAAACACACACAAAAGAAAAACACCACAAAUGUCACUUGUCUUUCUCCUCCUCUCCUCCUAGGCAGCUUUGUCCUCCUCCUCUCGACUCUGGUGCUCCAAGUAGUGGCUGCAGGCUCCUUUUAUAGCCCACCCAGAAGUGCGUCAGGUGAUAAUUAACCUAAUUAAGGCUGCACUCCCGAUGUGACUGUAUUGCUGCCCAGAUGUGCUCAGGAAGCUGUGCAGCUUGCCCUGGCGGUGGCCACGGAGUCCAACAGGGAUGAGCUCCGGUGUUACACAAUUGUGGCCCUGAUGUAACCCAGGGAGGCUGCCAGCAAGUGUUCUGGGGGACGUAGUGUGCAUCCCAUGGCUUCUCCCCCAGAUCCAGUACUAAAGGGGCUUCCCAACCUGGCAUAGGUCCCGGCUGUCCGCCACAAUAUAUGCUCAGCAGUGGUCCAGGUGGAUGUAAGAUCUCCAUCUGUUAGGUGAAUUUGGACUUGAUGGAUGUUUCAAGCCAGCAUGCUUUGGUGAAGCGGUUUCUGCUCCGUUGCAUCAUUUCUCUGGUGCUAGUCAAGUAGGGUAUGACACAGUCACAUGUCUACUUCAACAGAACUGUAGCAAACUACUUUGUUAGUGAAAACGCUAGAGUUGGGCCAGUCCAGCUCAUAACCAUCCCAUGAUUAGAAUUAACAUCAUCAACUUUAGCAGUACGCAUGGACAGAAUGCUAAGGAAGGAACUACAGCUGCCAUUACAACAUUCUGUGUUUUGGACAGACAGUAACUAAAUAUAUUAACAACGAGACAACAAGAUUCUGCACAUUUGUGGCUAAUAAGGGAUCAGCUAUUCUACAAACGUCAAAGGGGUCUCAACGGAAGUAUGUGAGCUCUCAAAUCAUUCCUGCUGAUUAUGCAUCUAAUGACCAAAAUGUGGAUGUCUUUAUGCAGAACAAGGUUUGACUGUUUGGGCCCGACUUUCAUACCAAACCAACCAAUGAAGGGCAGAAUGUCGAGAUCCCCUGGCAGACCUGACUACAACAGACCCUGAGAUAAAGAGAAGUGUCCUGGUUAAUUCAGUUGUGGCUAAUGAAAGGGUAGAUAGAGUUAAUCCACUGAUAGAGUACUUCUUCUUAUGGAUGACACUUAAA
This is a messenger RNA of Erpetoichthys calabaricus (reedfish), 8027 nucleotides long. Its product is annotated as NACHT, LRR and PYD domains-containing protein 3-like. The transcript is spliced from 13 exons. Gene Ontology annotation, cellular component: cytoplasm. The record is from RefSeq and is a predicted model, not a curated record. The coding region runs from base 68 to 3613 and encodes 1181 amino acids. Gene Ontology annotation, molecular function: protein binding. NCBI's taxonomy places the organism in Eukaryota, Metazoa, Chordata, Cladistia, Polypteriformes, Polypteridae.